This is a messenger RNA of Penicillium olsonii, 2034 nucleotides long. NCBI's taxonomy places the organism in Eukaryota, Fungi, Ascomycota, Eurotiomycetes, Eurotiales, Aspergillaceae. The record is from the annotation of a GenBank genome assembly.
AUGGAACAGCCGCGCAAUGUCGAUAAUGCUCUCCGCGCAGGGAUUCUGUUUCGCAACAGUCCUCACCCGAUUGUGCGUAUAUUCAAUCUAUGUGGCCGCGCUCAAAUGCAUGUGCUUGGCUCGACCAAUUCCUCUGUGCCGCCUACAUCAUUCAGCUCCUCACAUCUCGAUGUGGUUGCAACUCCGCCGUUGAAAGCUCCUCGGAUAUAUUGUCCCCCAGAGGCAAAUUUGUCUGUCCAAGUGAUCAUGUAUCACCGACCGCAUCCUACGCGCAUGGAAUACAUGUCACUCUAUCCGAUUUCACUGGCCCUUGGAGACAAGGCCACGAGAACCGAAAGUCUUGGUCCAUCCUCUGACAAGAAUGAGCCAGACGAAGGCGGCAAGACUGGAUCCAAGGGCUUGGUUGAGAAGCUCAAACUCCACUCGGUGGUGAAACAUGUUCCAUCGCAGAAGGAACAGGCUUUACCGCUGAUCAUCAACCAAGUCAACUGUGCGUAUGAAAUGUCCCAGCUCAUGCACAAGAACAGUCAUUUGAUCGGUAUUCGUGCCAAACGGAGCAUGAGUGUUGGUGAGCGUGUGGUGGAGUCGGCGACUACACUGUGGGGGUUCAUUGUCCUCUGCAUUGCUCACGUCUUCUGGGAAUGGAUCUGGCCUGUCGUAACGCGGGUCUUCGUCAUGGGCCUGGUAUGUCAUCGCUCAGUUGCGGAGGUUGUCCUGCAAUUCCUUGAGUGGCGCGCUCGGCCUGAUGCUGCUGCUCUCAAGGAUAUCUCGGCAACCGCCCAACAAGUGGACAUACGCUUACAACAGUUCUGCUACUGGCCGAUCCAGUAUGUCAAGCUUCGACAGAGAAAGGAUAACUGGGAGAGCGUGACGACCAGUCAUCCGGAUUACAUCCGGUUCUACAACAGUCUGUGGCUUGUUGCCAAUGAUGUGAUCAUUGGAAUCGCCAUGGGAUCCUAUAUCAUUGACAAUGCGAACUGGGUUGCUUCGCAAAUCAACACUGUCCUGACUGGCUGGACUGUGGAAGGACUCCAGCGUACCAUCUCCUGGCUAAUGGACUGGCCCGCCGGCCUGAAGCUCAACAACGAGCUCGCAGCCUUCCUCGGUGACUUGUUCCUCUGGGUCAUUGAGAAUUGGGCAGCCUGUAUCGCCAAUCUCCAACCUUUCCUCCCCACCGUCAUCUGGCUAGUUGGAUGUUCAAGCUUUGCAGGAGCCAGCAUGCCGAUUGCAAUCUUCUCCGACCUCCUUUCAAUCCUUACAGUCCACAUUUACUCCUUCUACAUUGCCUCCGCAAGGAUAUUCAACUGGCAACUCACCAUCAUCAUUUCCCUUUUCCAUCUUUUCCGCGGAAAGAAACGCAACGUCCUCCGCAACCGAAUAGACUCAUGCGACUACGACCUAGACCAACUUCUCCUCGGCACUAUUCUUUUCACCGUCCUUUUCUUCCUCCUCCCAACCGUCGUGGUCUUCUACCUGACCUUCGCAUCCGCCCGGAUGUUAAUCAUCACCAUGAAAGCAGGUUUCGAUACCUGUCUCGCAUUCCUGAAUCACUUCCCCCUCUUCGCACUAAUGCUUCGCGUCAAAGACUCCCGGCGUCUGCCGGGUGGUAUUCGCUUCGAACUCCGCGAGGAGCCAAACAAAGGCUCUCCUACCGCAGACUCAUCUGCACUGGUUUCCUAUAUCCACCUGGAGUCCAUACCACUUCCGCUACGUGCAAUGUUCGACCAAUACUUCCAGCUUGGUCAUCGUCUUCGGAAACAUUACCUCGCUCCUAGAGUCAUCUUCUGCCUUGUGACUGGCCGCUUCGUGCCUCCUAUCCACCGCCGCAAUCUAUACAGCAUGCAAUAUAGCAUGCUUCCAGCCCGCCGGGCUGGCAUGGCAGAGGUGUGGUCAUUGCUCACGCAGCCGAAGAAAACCAGCAGCGGGAGUAGCGGCACCGGCUCUAUGGGCGGAGGCAUAGUCCCAGGUAAUCCAGUGCCCAGGGUUCCUCCAAACUUUGGGCAGGGCGAUCCGCGGAGAAGAGGGCACCGCUGA